AUGAAGGAAGCAAGCAACACUGAAAGCAGCCAAGAAGAUAUGCACACUGAACCAUCCCCUAAGAGGUCGCAGACGCAAAGAGAUUACCAGAAUCGUAAAAUGUCAGGGGUCCGACAGAGGGAGGAAUCAUCCGGAGAGACAGGGAGUGACUGUGGCGAGAGAAACGAAUCAUCCAAUUUGAUAAACAACUUUCUAGAAGACAUCGACAAAGGAAUCAGGAAUCAACCAUUUCGCUCCCUUCUUCCUCACGAAAAGGGCAAUAGUAAAUCUUCUAAAAAGGAGGAAUCCUCAUGUGAAAGAUUAGGAAUCGCUACUUCCAUAUUAAAGUGUUUCACUCCACUUUUGGGAAUGCUUCUAUACGGGAAAGUAGUAAUGGCUGUAGGUUCUUCGAUGGCUUAUUUGUUUUUUCUCGUUUCGUCCACUAUCUUAAUCAGCUACCUUGGACGUAAGUUACGCAAAAUUAACAAGUCGAUUAAAAACAAAUAUAGAGAUGAAGAUAGAAACAGAGAUGGAGAACGCGCCAGGAGACCACUCCAAAAUGGUGCCGAAGUGAGGCAAUCCAUAAUUAGGGAUUGUGUCCUUGUGAUGCGAACUCGGCAGAAUGAUGGUGUCCCUGAGAUCACACCAAUACGGGGCAGACAAGGGUAUUCAUCCACCGCAGAACAUAAUCAUGGAAGAAUAUACAGAACGUUUCAUGAACAAUGUGUGUAG
Molecule: messenger RNA, 711 nt
Organism: Plasmodium inui San Antonio 1
Lineage: Eukaryota; Apicomplexa; Aconoidasida; Haemosporida; Plasmodiidae
Exons: 1
Coding region: 1-711 (236 amino acids)
Source: RefSeq, a predicted model, not a curated record